CAUUUGGGGGAUAUCUGUACUGUUCUGACAUUUGGGGGAUAUCUGUAUUGUCCUGACAUUUGGGGGGAUAUCUGUACUGUCCUGAAAUUUGGGGGAUAUCUGUACUGUCCUGACAUUUGGGGGAUAUCUGUACUGUCCUGACAUUUGGGGGAUAUCUGUACUGUUCUGACAUUUGGGGGAUAUCUGUACCAUCCUGACAUUUGGGGAUAUCUGUACUGUCCUGACAUUUGGGGGAUAUCUGUACCGUUCUGACAUUUGGGGGAUAUCUGUACCGUCCUGACAUUUGGGGGAUAUCUGU
This is a messenger RNA of Staurois parvus, 298 nucleotides long. The record is from the annotation of a GenBank genome assembly. Lineage: Eukaryota; Metazoa; Chordata; Amphibia; Anura; Ranidae.